Manis pentadactyla (Chinese pangolin) is the source of this 1253-nucleotide messenger RNA. RefSeq names its product endoplasmic reticulum protein 29 (gene ERP29). Gene Ontology annotation, cellular component: endoplasmic reticulum lumen; endoplasmic reticulum. Gene Ontology annotation, biological process: protein secretion. NCBI's taxonomy places the organism in Eukaryota, Metazoa, Chordata, Mammalia, Pholidota, Manidae. The record is from RefSeq and is a predicted model, not a curated record. The transcript has 3 exons. The coding region runs from base 169 to 951 and encodes 260 amino acids.
CCAGUUCCCCGCCCCUCACGUGGCCUCUUUCCUCUCGCGUUGCCAGCUGCCUCCCGGGCCUGUACACGUGCGCGCACCCGAGGGUGGGCGGAUACCUGUCACGUGACUCCGGACUCCGCGCUCUCUCCGCUACAUCCCUCCCAGUGUGUGCUUCUAGAAUCCGGCGUUAUGGCUGCCGUCGUACCCCGCGCCGCUUCUCUCUCUCCUCUCUUCCCCCUUCUGUUCCUCCUGCUCCUCUCCGCUCCGCAUGGCGGCAGCGGCCUGCACACCAAGGGCGCCCUUCCCCUGGAUACAGUCACUUUCUACAAGGUCAUUCCCAAAAGCAAGUUCGUCUUGGUGAAGUUCGACACCCAGUACCCCUACGGUGAGAAGCAGGAUGAGUUCAAGCGUCUGGCUGAAAACUCGGCCUCCAGUGAUGAUCUCUUGGUGGCAGAGGUGGGGAUCUCAGAUUAUGGUGACAAGCUGAAUUUGGAGCUGAGUGAGAAAUACAAGCUGGACAAAGAGAACUACCCAGUCUUCUACCUCUUCCAGGAUGGGGACUUUGAGAACCCAGUCCUGUAUAAUGGGGCAGUUAAGGUUGGAGCCAUCCAGCGCUGGCUGAAGGGGCAUGGGGUCUACCUAGGUAUGCCAGGUUGCCUGCCUGCAUAUGACGCUCUGGCUGGGGAGUUCAUCAGGGCCUCUGGUGUGGAGGCCCGCCAGGCCCUCUUGAAGAAGGGGCAGGACAGCCUUGCAAGUGUGAAGGAGACUGAGAAGAAGUGGGCUGAACAAUACCUGAAGAUCAUGGGGAAGAUUUUAGACCAAGGUGAGGACUUUCCAGCAUCGGAGAUGAACCGGAUCACCAAGCUGAUAGAGAAGAACAAGAUGAGUGAUGGGAAGAAGGAAGAGCUCCAGAAGAGCUUAAACAUCUUGACUGCCUUCCAGAAGAAGGGGGCUGAGAAGGAGGAGCUAUAAAAAGGCACUCCAGGGUUUUCCAGGGUUUGAGGGUGGGGACAGGAGAAUUACCUGCUGGCUGUGAGACCCCGUUGGGAUGUAAGGGAGCAGUGGAAAAAGUGGCACUAUACCAGUUAUCUGAGCAGGCCUGGACAUUGAUGCAACAUGACCGUGCUUGGGACGUCUCUGUGGCCAGUCCAGAUAUAGCUGGAACACUUAGUCAGAUGGCUUAUGAAAUUUGGUGCUAUAAAGAGUGUACAGCCCAGGUCCUUGGCAGGUGUAAAUCUGAUCCAAUUAAAGUUACCAUGUUUUGGUUAAGUGGA